UUAGAAUGGAUGUAAUUUGCAAGUCUGAAAAUGAUGGUAUUUUCAAUUUCGACACACCUGAAAAUCUUUUUCUAUGGAAUGGAGUGGGGAAUAUUGCUUCAAAUCGUCAUCAAUCAACUUACAAAUUGACAAAUUUCAACUGGAAUAAAGCAGCAAAACGCCCACGAACUCUAGUUUGCCAUGAUCAUCGUGGAGGUUAUUUGGAGUAUGAAAGGUUUUUUUCUUAUUUUAAGGGCCCUUUUUGUGAUCACCCCAGAAUAUCGACACACAUUUUGGGCGAUAUUUUGGGUGUCGAUAUUCUGGGGUGGAGUCCUCCAUUUUCAUUUCUUCCCUGUAUCACAUGCUCGUCUCUACCAAACAAAGACAAGGAACGCCAAAUUCCAAUUUAUUCAUUUUUUCAUUGGUGGUAUAUUGACAUUUUUGUUUAUUUCUCACAUCAUUUUGUUACUGUGCCGCCGGAUGUUUGGAUUUUGGCUGCACAUCAACAUGGGGUUUUGAUUUUAGGAACAUUUAUUAUCGAGUCAGUCGUGCUUUUCAAUCAAUGUUUUUCUGAUGAUUUAAUUACCGAUAAAAUUGUUUCUUUCCUUGUUGGUUUAUGCAAAAAUAUGAACUUUGUUAUUUGGUAUGACUCUGUUGUAAAUUCUGGUGAAUUGUGUUGGCAGAAUGAGCUCAACAAGGACAACAUGCGUUGGUUCUCAGCUGUUGAUGGUUUUUACACGAAUUAUGGCUGGACAGAAUGUCAUCUUGAAAGAACUCUGGAAACUUUUUACAAAAACUUUUCUGAGGACAAAACUCUUUUUGAUAUUUAUAUUGGAAUUGAUGUUUUUGGACGGGAUUGUACAGGAGGUUGGGAAUGUUUUAAACCUUUGGAAAUUAUUCGUCGUUACAACUUUUCUGCAGCAAUAUUUGCGCCGGGUUGGAUUUGCGAGACUUGCCCUAAAAGAGAUCAGAAAAUUAGUCUUUUUGAUAAUUCUGAAAGGUUUUGGAAUUUGUUGAAGCCUUAUUUAUUUCCUCACAAAAUGGUCUCAAAACAAUUUUGUACAAAUUUUUCUGUUGGAUUUUCUUCAGAAUGUCUUGAUUUUUGUUCUGAAGAAACAAAUGAUUUUUGUAUGAAGAAUCUCAACAUUCAACCUUUUUAUCUGAGUUCUACAGCAUUUUCAAAGGAUUUAAAGCCUGGAAUUUUAAUUAACAAUGUUGGAAUGUUUAGUUAUAAAUCAUCAUUUCCCGUUGAAUUUGUUAUAGAAGUCUCAAACAGCUUAAAAGUUGAACAUUUAUUGGCUAAACCUAAAGAGAAAUUCGUUGAGCAAACAGAAGGAGUUCAAGAAAAAAUGUUAAAAUUUUCUAGUCAUUCCAACAACCAAAAUUCGAAUGGAGAAGGACAAAUUGAAGAAAAAGAAGAUUUUCCAUUAAUUAUAGAGGACAAAUUAAUAUUAAAUUUACAACAAAAAUCUGGUUGGUAUAUUAAAAAAAUAAUUUUAUGGGUAAAAAAUCGCAGUAAUUUUCCUAAAAUUGAUAAUCAUAAUGAUUUUCAAGAAAAACGUUUAUUUUAUUUUGAAAUGAAUUUAAUCUAA
This is a messenger RNA of Meloidogyne enterolobii, 1571 nucleotides long. Lineage: Eukaryota; Metazoa; Nematoda; Chromadorea; Rhabditida; Meloidogynidae. The record is from the annotation of a GenBank genome assembly.